UGCCGGGGGUAAGAUGGCGGCCACGCGACGCUCUGGGCUGCCUGGGCCGCUACUCUGUACAAGGAAGUCCUCCGGCCGUCGCUUUUAGGAAGCGGAAGUAAAGGGGCGAUUGGCAGCUGGUGUUUCCCUGAGACCGGCUCGCAAGUGAAGCCGCGGGAAAGGCGCGUGUCGGCCUCUCACUGGCGCAGCCUCCGCCGCCGCCGCCGCCGCCCCGCCCCGCCCCGGCGUUGUCGCAGGCGCUGUGGUGGACGGUGUGCGGCCCGGGCAUGGGCAGCGAGGGGGACGCGAGCGGAGCGUGUGCCGCGGCUGCGCGGCCGGUGACAGGGCUUUGUUGUAAAAUGAGACUUCUAAUUGUACUCACUGCAUUAUGGCUCUUCUCCUCAGUAAAAGCAGAUUCAAAAGCCAUUACAACCUCUCUCACAGCAAAGUGGUUUUCCUACCCACUGUUGCUAGAAGCCAGUGAGUUUUUAGCAGAAGACAAUCAAGAGAAAUUUUGGAAUUUUGUAGAAGCCAGUCAAAAUAUUGGAUCAUCAGAUCAUCACGGUACUAAUUAUUCCUAUUAUCAUGCAAUAUUGGAAGCUGCGUUUCCAUUUCUAUCACCUCUACAACAGAAUUUGUUGAAAUUUUGCCUGUCUCUUCAUUCCUACUCAGCUACAAUUCAAGCCUUCCAGCAGAUAGCAGCUGAUGAACCUCCUCCAGAAGGAUGUAAUUCAUUUUUCUCAGUGCAUGGAGAGAAGACUUGUAAUUUUGAUGUCCUGGAGACUCUUCUAAUAACAGCACCUGGAAGACCCAAACCUUUAUUGUUCAAAGGAGAUCACAGAUAUCCCUCAUCUAAUCCUGAAAGCCCAGUGGUGAUUUUCUACUCUGAGAUAGGCCUUCAAGAAUUUUCUAGUUUCCACCACCAACUUGUAUCGAAAAGCAAUGCAGGCAAAAUCAACUAUAUAUUCAGACAUUAUAUAUCUAAUCCCAGGAAGGAGCCAGUUCACCUCUCUGGCUACGGUGUGGAAUUGGCCAUUAAGAGCACUGAGUACAAGGCCAAGGACGAUACUCAGGUGAAAGGAACUGAGGUAAAUACUACAGUCAUUGGUGAAAAUGAUCCCAUCGAUGAAGUUCAGGGAUUCCUCUUUGGAAGGUUAAGAGACCUGCACCCUGAGCUAACCGGACAGUUGAAAGAACUCAGAAAGCAUCUUGUAGAGAGCACCAAUGAAAUGGCACCUUUGAAAGUUUGGCAAUUACAAGACCUCAGUUUCCAGACUGCUGCCCGAAUCUUGGCUGCUCCUGCUGAGCUAGCUUUGGUGGUUAUGAAGGAUCUUAGUCAGAAUUUUCCCACCAAAGCCAGAGCAAUAACGAAAACAGCUGUGAAUUCAGAACUUAGAACUGAAGUGGAAGAGAAUCAGAAGUAUUUCAAGGGAACUUUAGGAUUACAACCUGGAGAUUCAGCUCUCUUCAUCAAUGGACUUCAUAUUGAUUUAGAUACACAGGAUAUAUUCAGUCUGUUCGAUGUAUUGAGGAAUGAAGCCCGGGUCAUGGAGGGCCUUUAUAGACUGGGAAUAGAAGGCCUUUCUCUACAUAAUAUUUUGAAGCUGAACAUCCAGCCCUCUGAGGCUGACUAUGCCAUUGACAUCAGGAGUCCAGCUAUUUCAUGGGUCAACAACCUGGAAGUUGACAGCAGGUACAACUCGUGGCCUUCCAGUCUACAGGACCUGCUUCGCCCCACCUUCCCUGGCGUCAUCAGGCAGAUCAGAAAGAACUUGCACAACAUGGUAUUCAUAGUUGAUCCUACACAUGAGAAUACAGCAGAGUUGAUUAACACAGCUGAGAUGUUCCUCAGUAAUCAUAUACCUCUAAGAGUUGGUUUUAUCUUUGUGGUUAAUGACUCUGAAGAUGUGGAUGGGAUGCAGGACGCUGGAGUGGCUGUUCUCAGAGCGUAUAACUAUGUGGCCCACGAAGUGGAUGAGUAUCAUGCUUUCCAGACUCUGACACAUGUCUAUAACAAGGUGAGGACUGGAGACAAGGUGAAAGUUGAACAUGUGGUCAGUGUCCUGCAGAAGAAAUACCCCUAUGUAGAAGUGAAUAGCAUUUUGGGGAUUGAUUCUGUUUACGAUCAGAAUCGAAAGGAAGCAAGAGGAUACUACGAGCAGACUGGCAUUGGUCCGCUGCCUGUUGUUGUGUUCAACGGAAUCCCCUUUGAAAAGGAACAGCUAGAUCCUGAUGAGUUGGAAACCAUCACAAUGCACAAAAUCUUGGAGACCACUACAUUCUUCCAAAGAGCAGUGUACUUGGGUGAACUGUCUCACGAUCAAGAUGUGGUAGAGUAUAUCAUGAACCAGCCAAAUGUUGUUCCCCGAAUCAAUUCUAGGGUUUUGACAGCUGAGCGAGAAUACCUGGAUUUAACAGCAAGUAAUAACUUCUUUGUGGAUGAUUAUGCUAGAUUUUCUGUCUUGGAUUCCCAAGGCAAGACUGCUGCUAUAGCCAAUAGUAUGAACUAUCUGACAAAGAAAGGAAUGUCAUCCAAGGAAAUCUAUGAUGAUUCUUUUAUUAGGCCAGUAACCUUUUGGAUUGUUGGGGACUUUGAUAGUGCUUCUGGACGACAGUUGUUGUAUGAUGCUAUUAAACAUCAAAAAUCCAGUAACAAUGUGAGAAUCAGCAUAAUCAAUAACCCCAGUGAAGAAAUAACUUAUGAGCACACUCAGAUCUCCAGAGCGAUCUGGGCAGCUCUCCAGACGCAGACCUCCAACUCUGCCAAGAACUUCAUCACCAAGAUGGUCAAGGAGGACACUUCAGAGGCUCUGGCGGCAGGGGCUGACAUCGGGGAGUUCUCUGUCGGGGGCAUGGAUUUCAGUCUUUUUAAAGAGGUGUUUGAAUCUUCCCAAAUGGAUUUCAUUUUGUCUCAUGCCGUGUACUGCAGGGAUGUCCUGAAGCUGAAGAAGGGACAGAGGGCAGUGAUCAGCAACGGAAGGAUCAUUGGGCCACUGGAGGAUAGUGAGAUUUUUAAUCAAGAUGAUUUCCACCUCCUAGAAAAUAUUAUCUUGAAAACUUCAGGACAAAAAAUAAAAUCUCAUAUUCAGCAGCUUCGGGUAGAAGAAGAUGUGGCCAGUGACUUGGUAAUGAAGGUAGAUGCGCUCCUGUCAGCUCAACCCAAAGGAGAUGCAAGAAUUGAAUAUCAAUUUUUUGAAGACAGACACAGUGCAAUUAAACUGAGGCCAAAGGAAGGGGAGACAUACUUUGAUGUUGUGGCUGUUGUUGACCCUGUCACCAGAGAAGCACAAAGGCUUGCUCCCUUGCUGUUGGUUUUGACUCAGCUGAUAAACAUGAAUCUAAGGGUGUUUAUGAACUGUCAGUCUAAACUUUCGGACAUGCCUUUAAAAAGCUUUUACCGUUACGUCUUAGAACCAGAGAUUUCUUUCACAUCAGAUAAUAACUUUGCUAAGGGUCCAAUAGCAAAGUUUUUGGAUAUGCCGCAGUCUCCAUUGUUCACUUUGAAUCUAAAUACACCUGAGAGUUGGAUGGUAGAAUCUGUCAGAACACCGUAUGAUCUUGAUAAUAUUUAUUUAGAAGAGGUGGACAGUGUAGUGGCUGCUGAGUAUGAGCUGGAGUACCUGUUACUAGAAGGGCAUUGCUAUGACAUCACCACAGGCCAACCCCCACGAGGACUACAGUUUACCUUAGGAACUUCAGCCAAUCCCGUCAUUGUGGACACCAUUGUUAUGGCCAAUCUGGGCUACUUUCAGCUAAAAGCCAACCCAGGAGCUUGGAUUCUCAGACUUAGGAAAGGACGCUCUGAAGAUAUUUAUAGAAUCUACAGCCAUGAUGGUACAGAUUCUCCUCCGGAGGCCGAUGAGGUGGUUGUCAUCCUCAACAACUUCAGAAGCAAAAUUAUUAAAGUGAAGGUUCAGAAGAAGGCAGACAUGGUGAACGAAGACUUGCUGAGUGAUGGAACAAAUGAAAAUGAAUCUGGAUUUUGGGACUCAUUCAAAUGGGGCUUUUCAGGAGGACAAAAGACUGAGGAGGUGAAACAAGAUAAAGAUGACAUAAUUAAUAUCUUCUCUGUUGCAUCUGGACAUCUCUACGAAAGAUUUCUUCGUAUAAUGAUGUUGUCAGUGCUGAAGAAUACCAAGACUCCUGUGAAAUUCUGGUUCUUGAAGAAUUAUUUGUCCCCCACAUUUAAGGAGUUUAUACCUUACAUGGCAAAUGAAUACAAUUUCCAAUAUGAGCUUGUUCAGUACAAAUGGCCCCGGUGGCUUCAUCAGCAGACUGAAAAACAGCGCAUCAUCUGGGGAUACAAGAUCCUUUUCCUGGAUGUACUUUUCCCACUAGUUGUUGACAAAUUCCUGUUUGUGGAUGCUGAUCAGAUUGUGCGGACAGAUCUGAAAGAGUUAAGGGAUUUCAAUUUGGAAGGUGCCCCUUAUGGUUAUACUCCCUUUUGUGACAGCCGAAGAGAAAUGGAUGGCUACAGGUUCUGGAAGUCAGGAUACUGGGCCAGUCAUUUAGCUGGGCGGAAGUACCAUAUCAGUGCAUUGUACGUUGUGGAUCUGAAGAAGUUUAGGAAAAUAGCUGCUGGAGACAGACUCAGGGGACAGUAUCAAGGUCUGAGUCAGGAUCCCAACAGCCUUUCAAAUCUGGAUCAAGAUCUGCCCAAUAACAUGAUCCAUCAGGUACCAAUCAAGUCACUCCCUCAAGAAUGGCUUUGGUGUGAAACGUGGUGUGAUGAUGCCUCUAAGAAAAGAGCUAAGACCAUUGAUCUGUGUAAUAAUCCGAUGACCAAAGAGCCCAAGCUGGAGGCUGCUGUGCGAAUUGUCCCUGAGUGGCAGGACUAUGAUCAAGAAAUCAAACAGCUACAGAUCCGUUUUCAGCAGGAGAAGGAAAUGGGAAAACUGGGUGAGAAGAAAACAAAAAAGCCGAGCCAGGAAGCAUUUCAGACACAUGAGGAAUUAUGAUCUUUGGAGGAAAAUAGAAAAUGGCACCAUUGAAAACAGUUUUUAUACUAAAUGCUAGUUUUUUCUGAUCUGUCUAUACAACUGCUGAUAAGCUCACUGGGCAGGUGUGCCAGCCUUUUUGAUGCUGAGCAUUUGAUUUUGACUUCUGCACACCAGUGGGCGCUGGAUCUUUGGAGUCAGGGCUCUAUUGGAUUUGUACCUCAGAGGAAGACAAGUGGCUGAUCUUUUGGGACUCUGAAAAGAGCACUCUUCUCACCAGAGGAAGAAAUGGCAGUGGCAAGAAGAUGAGUCCUUUGGAGCCCACAUCCAAGAGCAUCCAAGAGCACAAAGCUGCAUUGUCCUAGGAAGGAGGCUAGUAGAGCUGCCGUGUUCUUCCUUACCUCAGUUUACCUGCAGCUCAGGCUGCACCUCAGAUGCCUACCCAGUGUGGGUCAGGCUGGCAGAAAGAAGCUUUGUCCAAGGUCCACACACCUGGAAAUUUAUGCCAACACCCCACCCACCCACCUCCCCAUAGUCUUUUCCCAAGUGCUAGGUUCAUUGUUUAAUCAAAACCAAACCAACCAUUGUGUAUCUUCAGGGUUGGCUCAGUACAGUGGCUAAGCAAAUUAACUUGGGGACAGAUGGGAGUGGUUGGUUGGGGUGCAGAUAGAGAAGAUAGGCAUAGGAGGGCUCUAGGGUGCUGGGGAAGGAUUAGAAUUUGCUGGUUUUCUUUUAUAAACCGUCAUUAUCAUUGUGGCUAAUUUGAAAUGAAAACCUUAUUCUCUACCUAGACCUGGUGAACUUUCUUAGGUAAUUGUUUUGUAAACAAUUUUUGUAUUUGUGAAAGUCUUUGGUUUUUCUUUCCACUUUAAAAAAAGUGUCAACCAUUCCCCAACUGGACAUAACCAUAUGAAGCCCUAGUGAUGCAUCUCGAGGCUUUGGGCUCCCUCCAGACAUCACCUCAUCCUUUGUCCUUUCCUAUAUAGUGUUUUCUCUCAGACUCAGAGACAGUUGGCUUGGAUUUUUCUCAACAAAGUGCUCCCAGCUCUAAGGCCAGGAAGGUUUCUGACUAUGGACUUAUGAUUUUCUGUACAGUGGCCCAUGUUCCUUUUGUUUUAGCUCUGUGAUUGCCUUUGGCUUACAGAAAUCAGUAGCGUUCACAUCAGUUCUGUCAUGACAUAGUUGUACCACAAAGCACUGUCAGCCCCUUAGCUCUUGCUUGGCUUUUCCUUCCCUCAUCCAGCACUGGCCCUGUGGGCUUGGCUGAUGGAUGGGUGAGCGCCCCUGUCAGGCUGCAGGUUCAGCAGCACAAGCACUGCACCUGCCUUACAGUUCACAUGGACUUAUUCUUCCUAUUCUGCCUACUUUUUAAAAAUAUAAAGGGUGGUGGAGAGCUCAGUGAAGUAAUGCUUGCUAGCACAGCAAGGCCUUUUAUCUCCACCCCCACAUAAAAUAGAAAAAUUGGAGGAGCAGGUGCAAGUGGAUAGCUAAGUCUUUACCAUUCUAAGCCAUUGAUGUGCAGUGUUUUUAAAACCACAGUCUUACUCCAGAUACCAAUAAUUUACUUUUCCAUUUUCAAAUGCAAAAGUUAGUCUAGGAACCUCACAAUCUGAAGGAAUUUUUGUUGUUGUUUUGUGUUGGUUUGGUUUUGGUUCUUGGUUAUUGAGGCAGGGUCUUCCUGUGUAGCACAAAGCUGACCACAGAGUCGUAAGCCUCCCAAGUUCUGGGGUUACAAGCAUGUGCCACUAUGUCUGCCUCUGAAGGACCUUUUGACUUCAUUUUCAUAAUUUCAUAAGAAGCUGAGGAGGGAAGAAAGGUUGUGGCGUGCUUUCUGUCUGCCCAGUCCUAAUCUGGGUCAGGCAACUGAAAGAAUAAGAUCAUGACAUCAAGAGACUUUUGUUUAGGCUUCAUCUUCACAUUUAGUCGAAUUUUCAGAGAGGCUGCUGCAGCUGCUGUCCACAAUUAUAGGCAGAAGUGUACAUUUUUCUGUGCACUGUCUGGGAGGUAGAGCAAGAAAUACUCAAGUCAGUAAGAUAUACUUUUAAAUGCUGAUUCCACUCGCCAGUUUUCUGUCGUUCUAGCAACUCUCAUGAAUAUUAUACAUAAAAGGAAGAUCCAUAGCAAAUUACACAUGUUCUGUGUAGGAUGUGUCCUGUUGUUGCUCAUGGUCUGUAUCUGUUACCUCCCUGACAUUAGUAGCCUUAUUAGUAGUUAACAGUGACUAAUGCAAGCUUGCUUCUGAAGGGGUCUAAGCCCCUUCCUGCCAAACUUUUUCUUCAUUUUAUGUAGCAUAAUCCCUUUUCCAAAUUAACCAGUGCCCAGGGAAUAAGUUACCUCUAUAAUGUGGUCCUGGUCACUUUGUUGUGUCUGCUCUGAGAAGGUAUACUGUGACUGGAAAGAGAGGUAAUAGAUUGCUUUCCCCAGAAGCAGGAACCAGUAGUUCAGGCUUCUGGAAACUGUCCCAAUGCAUUCUUCUUAACCAACAUUUGUGUGUAAUGUGGUUUUUUUUCUCUCUCAUUAUGUCACAGUGGGAAAUUUCUUUUCUGAGUCAGCAGAGUGAUAUGAAGUAUUGUGAUGUCAGAAUGACAUACAGUUUUGUGAGCAGUGUGUUUGAUAUCAGAACCUGUCCCAGCCUGCUUCUAGGGUGUGCCAUGGUCAGGUUCUCUGGCCACCUGGGGUUUGGUUAAAGUGUACUGAAUACUUAGCACAUUGAGAGUGAGGGCGUGUUGAUUUUCUGUAAGAUUGGUAAGGCUGAGUCUAUUAAAAGUUGCAUUUCACAUUGAGUGUUCAGAUGCUGCAUAUCUAAGUGCAGAGGCCUCACUGCGCCCAUGCAUUGGAUGAGCUCAACUCUUGGGACAGCAUAGAUGAUGUAUUUAUUCUGUAUAUUAAGACAGUUUCUAUAAAGGGAGCUUAAUUUCCUAUGCUAUUCCUACAUCCUCAUGUUCUGAACCAUUCUAAGGCUCUGCCUGAACAACUUUUAUGAAAAGCUGAGAGCUGCAGAGGGUAGUGCAGUUUUUAGAAGACACUAGCCCUGGUGACAGAGAGGAAGGAAAUCUCUAAGUGUCCUUAGCUGCGAAGUAUGCUGUACUGACACUUUGAUGUGUAACAGAUUGGACACCACUCACAUGACAGAAAAUGACUCCUCUGCUCCACACUUUCCCCAUAAGUACAUUUAGAUCUGUGACAGCAGUCAUUUUCAAAGCUUGCUGUUGUGAAUUUGUCUUGAAUGAGUAAAAAAUAAUUCAACUGAAGUUAUAAGGGAACUGCAGUCCAUUUUUCCUGGAUAGAAUUUCACUGAGAUGGAAAUGUAUUACUAAAGCCAUUUGAUGGAAACUGGUAACAAAAGUGAAGGGUAAAUAAAAAAUGGAGGAUGAAUUAUGUGCAAAGUUACUUAAAUAUGUAUACCAUUGUCUGAUUUUAAUAAUUAGCUUAAGUACUUGGUUUUAUGGGGGAUUUUUCUGGUAAUGAUCAGUCAAAUAUAGCUUAACCCUAUGCUUAGCCUGGUAAGGUAACAGUGUUCAAAUUCUUGUUUUCUCUGCCUUAAUGUAGUGAAGAAAGGAUCUUAAUCAGGACUUUGUUCACUGUCUGUUUGAAUUCAUGAUUAGCUCAGGUCAUUGCUGAGAUUUCAGAGUAUGUGGUGGAUGUAGCCUUUCUCAUUAUUUGUUAUUUUAUUUCUCUAUAAUACAGAAACAGUGCUUCUGUACUGUGUGGCACAGUGAGUCAGUAAGUCAAGCAGAGGAUCUCACUCCCUUGGGGUAUCAUUGAGUGCUGACAGUUUACAGAAACAAACCACAAAAUCAAUUGCAAGCAGCCCAAGACCCCUAGAAAUAAUCCAACAAGCUUAGGGUCCGUGGUAUUGAUUUUGCAAGCAAGUGGCCCUCCUGAGCUUUCCCAGCUCUCUAGCACUGCAGAGCAGCUGUGGGACGGUGAGUGGGACAUAACGGGGUCAGAGCCAGGCCUUCCUCCACCUGUGUUUUGGCAUUGCCUUACUUGUCACUAUUUCGAGUUGCAGAGGAGCUCCAACAAUAAAGAGCAAAACACUUUAACCUAAUGUUGACGAUUUGGAACAACAGGUUAUGAAGUACUGUACCAUAUUUUCCAACCAGUUAACAUGGAAAUAAGGCAAACAAGGGAAAAUGGAGACAAAACUGAAGUUUUUUUUUUAAAAAAAGAAAUGUAGUUUUAACAAUCUUUAUAAGUAUCAACUUUACUGUAAUUCUGUCUCCCAUUAAAUGCAACAUGUGUUCAGGUGCUGCCCCUUGCUUGGGAACAGCAUUGGGGUUUUCAAUGUCUGCAGGAUCUCUGUACCCAAAGGGAAUCGAGAAGGAAUUUCUUGGUACUAUAAUGAAAAUAAGGUCUGCUCAACACAAUAAACUUUUUCCUCUCUUCUUUAAA
Chinchilla lanigera (long-tailed chinchilla) is the source of this 9311-nucleotide messenger RNA. RefSeq names its product UDP-glucose glycoprotein glucosyltransferase 1 (gene Uggt1). Gene Ontology annotation, cellular component: endoplasmic reticulum. The record is from RefSeq and is a predicted model, not a curated record. The transcript is spliced from 41 exons. Gene Ontology annotation, molecular function: UDP-glucose:glycoprotein glucosyltransferase activity. Lineage: Eukaryota; Metazoa; Chordata; Mammalia; Rodentia; Chinchillidae. Bases 267 to 4937 code for a protein of 1556 amino acids.